CGCUAGUCUUAUCGAUAAGGCUUCUCCUCAUUACCGAGGUACGUUUAGUGAACUGGCACUCAACACCAUGAUCUACUUCAGACCGCCAUGAUAUGCUCGUAGCGGCUACAGCUCUCUCAAGUCUGUAGCAAAUAUGCCUCUAGCAGCCCAACCGCCCAAAGCCGUUCUCUUCGACAUUGGAGGGGUCGUUGUGAUAAGUCCUUUCCAGGCAAUUCUUGACUAUGAGAUCGAGAACGAAAUCCCGAUCGGUUACAUAAACUACGCGAUUCAGCAAGGCCCACACGACACGGGCGCGUGGCAGCUCAUCGAACGCGGCGAAGUCAAACUGAACGAUGACUGGUUCGCGUCCUUCAAAGCACAACUCUCGCGACCUGAUAUCUGGCGCGCAUACCUCGCCAGGCUCGCGCAGAAGCAAACCCUCGGCGGCGCUGGCGGCUCAGCGAUCGAGGGCGGAUCCCCUCCUGAGGUCCCAGAGAUAGACGCGAAGAGGCUCUUCUGGCGCAUGAUGAAGAUCUCCCGCGAGCCGGACCCAUACAUGUACCCUGCACUGCGCAAGCUGAAGGAGAGCGGGAAAUUUGUUCUUGGUGCUUUCAGCAACAACAUCACCUUUCCUACCGACAUCCUCGACGAUGAAGGCGUGCUUUUUACGAAGGAUUUGCAGCAUCGCCCUCAUCCAAACCCAUAUGCCAAUGAUUCGACCGACAUUACCACGAACUUCGAUAUCUUCUUGGGCAGCGCGGCGGUAGGUGUUCGAAAACCGGAUCCGGAGGCGUAUAAGUUGGCAACGAGGGAGAUGAGCAAGAUCAGUGAGGGGCAGGGGAAAGGGAAGAUUACUGAGGGCGAUGUGCUGUUUCUGGACGAUAUAGGGAUCAACCUCAAGUUUGCUAAGGAGACUGGAUUGAGGACGAUCAAGGUCAACCUGGCACAAACAAAGGAUGCAGUGAAAGAGUUAGAGGAAGCAACAGGGUUGAGGCUACUCGAUGAGAGGGCAAAGCUGUGAGUGGUGCACUCAGCCAUAUUGUUGGCCAUUGCAUCUGUCCCUUAUCAAUACAACCGCGGCUAUGGGAGGCCUGACGAAGCCAGCACUUUUGGUUCUAUCAAGUUCCUACAACCUUUGCAUGAUGUUUUCACGUCCUCCAGAGGCGCUUUACCCGAAGCCUCUGCGCACUAUACCUGAAUCUCUGCGCUAACUCCCUCGUAUUUUACCUCUCAUGCUCUAGUGGUG
This is a messenger RNA of Boeremia exigua, 1225 nucleotides long. Its product is annotated as HAD-like domain-containing protein. NCBI's taxonomy places the organism in Eukaryota, Fungi, Ascomycota, Dothideomycetes, Pleosporales, Didymellaceae. The transcript is spliced from 2 exons. The coding region runs from base 134 to 1000 and encodes 288 amino acids. The record is from RefSeq and is a predicted model, not a curated record.